ACGCCACGCAUUUUGGAAGAAAUCAUUUUCUUGGAGAAAAAGAAAGACGCGCAAACGAAACUUGACCCAUGCACUACGCCGCCCACACACAGGUGCGUACAUUCAAUUGCAAGGUUUACAAUCGUGCCUUGGCCCAGACCCACUUUUGUGGCGCACGUCAACAGCAUUACGUGGGUUGGUUAUAUUAUUAACUAUGUUCCGUGGUAGAAACUUAAAACAGCUGGCAGCACAGCGGCUAUUACGCUACGCUAGCGCGCUGCCGCUGGGACUGCUGCAGAUACCAAGCCCCCAAGCCGAGAUGUGCAACGUGCCAACGGUUUUUUUUUUUUACAUUUUUAUUUUAAAGUGUUCGUAUUCAGCAGCCGUGCGCCAAGUAUUUAGCAUGUCAAGCAGGCAAGCUUACUUCUGUUGUAGGUUUCCGUAGAGCUUUGCGCUAUUUGCAUUACACUGCGCAAGGACACAACCAUUGCGGCGGAGGACCGCGGUGUAGGGUCGUCGUUCGGUCCAGGGGGAAUGGCCAGCCGAAACAUAUGUAGCAAAAACAUAGCUACUGCUACUUAUUUUGUUCUCCAUGUGCUCUGGUGAAGCCCCGUUGCUUGCUUAACGAUGCAUUUUUCCAUACCGGAUACGCAAGAACUUAAAGACGAAAGCGGCUCCACAUACGUCGCAUAUAACAUACACGUGAAUGGAGCCUUUCAUUGUGCCGUUCGCUAUAAGCAGCUCCACAGUCUGCAUGAUCAGCUAAAAAAGGUGUUUGGAUCAGCAGCACUCCCUCCGUUCCCACCGAAAAAGCUGUUACCAUUGACACCGACGCAAACUGAGGAACGACGAGGAUUCCUUGAAAAAUACAUACAGCUAGCCAGCCAAGAUGCUCGUGUCUCAUCCGACGAGGCUUUCACGGGCUUCCUGCUGUCUGCUCAGCAGGAGACCAUGGGUGCCCCUCCCAAGGAGGUUGACUUUGACGUGUUUCUAAUGAAUUGGCAAAAGGUCACCGUCUCUGUGCUCUCCACAGACCCCACUGACGUGGUUAUGGAUGCAGUAGCAAGGGAGAUUGGAUUGCCUCCAGACCUCAUAUGCUACUUUGCUUUGUUUUUAGUAAAAAGGACAGACGCGGACAUAAUCAUUCAGAAACGGCUAGAAAACUUUGAGGCCCCUUACCUCUCCCAAACAUCAGCUGGUCCAGGUCACUGUAUUGUUAUCAGGAAAAGCUACUGGGACAGCGGUUGGGACAAUGCACUGAUGGAUGACCGUGUAGCUCUGAACCUAGCCUACGUGCAGACGUUAAGUGACGUGGAACGUGGCUGGGUGGUUGUGCCCAAAGACACACAGCGACAGCUAGCCACCCUUCAAGCCAAGGGCUCCAAAAAGGAGUAUCUACAACUGGCACGGACUCUCAAGUAUUACGGCUAUCUCCAGUUUGCUCCCUGCUUUUGCGACUAUCCACAGCCUGAUACUCGGGUUCUCAUUAGUGCUGGUGGUAGAGAGCUCAACUUCAGGCUUGCCUUAGCACAGGACCAGUACAAAGAAAUCAGCUUUCGAGUCACAAGAAUACGAUGCUGGAGGAUCACAACAGCUGUGAUAGACCAUGCAAAUGGAGAGUGUUCUGGGAACUCUCAAAGUUCAGAUGGAAAGCACCAGAGACUGGAGCUUUCGUUCGAGUACCUGAUGAGCAAGAACAAGCUCCAGUGGAUCACAGUGGUCAGCAGUCAGGCAAUUCUGCUGAGUGUGUGCCUGCAAGGCAUGGUGGGUGAGCUGCUACUCAAGAAGCAAGGCGCUGACCGGCCCCAGGGUACCAACCCUCGCCAGAGGCCCAGCAGCAGUCGUCGUGGCUCGUGGAGCUUCCUCAAGCGCGAUGGUUCCAGCUACCAGAUCUCUGUCAGCCGAUCAGCAUCUACCGACGGUAUCGUCCAUGAGACGCGAGAGGAUGGCAAGUCUAGGACAAGGGAGGCCACUCGAAAGCACAGUGACCCUAAACGCAACAGUGGGAUCACGUCCCCAAAGGCAACCAUGGAGAACGACGCGUUUGAAGGCAUUGGGGAUGACGAUCUUUGAGCAUCAUUUUAUACAAAGGACUCGAAAGGAGAUGUGACUGUUGUGACAUACGCACUCUUUUUAAGGAUGGGUGUUGGCAUGAAAUGAUGAGUGGUUGGAAUGCUUUCAUAGCCUUGUGUUGUAAAACUUCAGAAUUCCAGCAGUGAGUGCAAGAUUUAUUUUCAAAAGCUCGAUUGUGGGUACUGUCCUUGUAUUUCUACUUGCUAACAUAAGCUGCAUCUUAUAACACUCGGAAAUCAUGUUUUGUCUUGCUGGGUGAUUGAAGUGUGGCUUUUGUUGUGCGCUGCUAGUGUGACAAUGUUUAUGAAUGGCUUUAUUCUGCUCCACAUCUUAUUUCUCUAUGCACAAUCACUCUGUGUGUGGCAAACGUGUGUCUAGAGUGCUUUAUCUUUUUCUACAAUGCUCAAGUGAAGUGAUAGUGCAGUACAGAAUGGACAGGUUCUUGAGUGAUGGCCCUCACUUUGUCCAGCUGACGUUCGCAGCUACAUAAUGGUAUUUCAUGGCUUUAUGCUAUCGUUGCUAAAGAAGCAGAAAGUAUGCACCUACUUCAGUUUCUAACGAACUUUUGCCCCCUUCUAGCUCUGAUGUUAGCUGCACUUUUGGCACAGGCUCUCCUGUAGCCAUGGCCUUCACAAAUUGUGCAUCUCACCAAAAAUCAUCUUGGCAUCUUUUAUGAUAUGGUUAAACAGUAUAUGGCACUCACCACAACUCUUGGUGAGCGUUUCUUCCUCUGGCAAGUUCGAUGUGCUGGGUUGGGUUCCUCAGGCUUACAGUGCUGUCAGCAUAAGAGUGGUAGAAAGUGCAUCGGUGUUUGUCAUUGAAAGUUGUGCUGUAAUUUCAGUGAUGUAAUUCUUUUGCAGUCGCACAGAAUGUUAGUGUUAUCUUAAAUUUGUAUGACCUCUAGAACUAGCCAGUGGCAACAUGCAUUAUAUCACACAUUUUUGCAUUAAGUUGAUUGGAGACAUUGCAGAGAAACACCUAAGGAUUAAGUGCAAAGGAAUGGUAAAGAGAAGUCAGCAGCAUGCAAGGCACCGGGUAAUUGGUGAAUAAGAAAAAGUGAAAUGGGUUUAGCAUUUGGCAAGAUUUUGCCAAGUUUUCUCUCACCAUUGCUGACAAAACUUGAUCAGUAUUGGCCACUCCUGUUUUGAAGCAGCUGUACAUCCUGUGUUGCAGCUCAUCCUUGGCACAUUCUUUUAUUUCAUAAUUAAUUUGCAUGGCCUUGAUUCAGGCUGCUUAAGAAAAAAAUAAAACUAAAAAGUAAUAUCCCCUGUCUCACAAAAGGAUACUGUACGAAUUGUUGUAUUCAAAGGCAUUGCACGAAUUGUUAUGGUUGAAGGCAGUGUUAAACAACUGAUAAUAGCAAUAUUGACUGGUCACAUACGCGCUGUCACUGCACAAGUUAAAACGAAAUCUGACUUAGGGCGAAAAAAACAAGGAAUUAAAACAGAAGGGAGUUUCAAAGUGUUGUGAACAGUAAUCCUUGCUGAAAUUCCACUAACUUGCCACUUGGUGCUUUAGGUGUUGGUGUUAUCAGAUAAUUGUAGGUGAUGUGCUACUGGUCUCUUUCCUUAGCCCAAGCUGUAAACAAUGGUUGAUGUGAGACAGAUUGACAUGUGUUUUGUUUCUGUGGCGUGGGUCACCCCAUUGGCAGCUACAAUUUUUAUGGUUUACAUUUGCUGCUGCUGCCACAACAUUCCUUGUGGAGAUGGCAUGUUUGGUCUCAUUUUUGAAAGCCUGGUAAUAUUAGAAUUGUGGCUUGUUCAUAACACUGUACAUAUCUGGCACUGAAAGAGUGAUGCAGGUUUUUGCUGGAUGUGUGCUGGCACAAAUGGGGAGUGCAGUUCUAGACAUAACUUCCGGGGAGAGGGGGUAGGUUACAGUAUCAUACUUAAGGUUGUGCGCAGCAUGCCAGAAUUGUGACCUGAAACUUGUUAGUACUCUGGCUACAUGUGGCCUCUCAAGAGAACUCGUGCACCCGAUGUGUACAUACAACAACGAAUCUAAAAACAUCUGUUUGUUUACGUCCUUUUAUGCUUAAUUUUAUAUGCAUAUCUGAAUGUUGUGCUUGGCUAUAGCCUAGCUGCAAUUUAUUUUCCUAGUUUUAAAGCGUUCUGCACGCUUACCUCCCAUCCCACUGCAACAUUUCUCAUUGUUGUCAGGAUGUGGUACAUUAUUGCUGCUGGUGGAUGCCAUAUUUUAUGGGGCGCCGAUUGAAUAUUUGCAUUGCACUUAACGCUGGGUGGCUUGGCAUUGUACUGUGCUGCAUCAAUGCAGUUUCCAUGGAAUGAGGUGUUACGCUUGCGUGCGGUUAUGUCAUAGUGAGAUUUGUUGGCCCAUUAGCCUUAUGUAUUGACAGGCAUUCUGAAAGUUGUGGUGUUUUUUGUUUGUUUUUUUCGAAGAUAGUACCACGAAGGCCACAUUGUCUUUAAUUAUGUUGAGAUUAGUUUGUCUUGUUGGCACGUUAUGUUCCAGAGCCAGGCUCGCUUACUUUGGGCUAUAUCUUAUAUAUACAUUUGUAUACAGCAACUGAUUGUUUUAUUGAUUGAUUGCUGCUACUCUUAUUUGUAGAACAGCAAAGCUGAUUCUAUUGCCAAGCCGCUUUCUUCUGGCUGACAUGGUGAAAUCAUUGGUGCUGGUUCUGAGCUGUUUUUUUUUUUCCUUUCUUUCUUUCAUGCAUAAGCUACCUUUUUACUCUUGUUGUUGCAGGCAUCAUUGUUUUAAUUGUUUAAUGUCUGUACAUCUGUGUGCUUCCAUUGGCUGUGAGGCUUUGCAAAGUUGCCAAAUUUGUUGAUCGUCCCUUACUUUCAUUUUUUUUUUUUUUUUGAGGUUGUUGAUGUUGAAAUCUCAGUUAUAAAGAUGAAUGAUUCAACUCGUGCAUAGUAAUCCUGUUCUUUGGUGUCUACUAAGAGGGACUGUUUAAACCAUAUGGUAAAAAAAAUCAAUGUCCUUUGGCUGUUUACUGCAUGUGAAAAAGUGGUUAUAGUUGCAAUUGCCCAGGUGGCUUUUACAAUUGUUUUUGCAACAGCCAGAUUUAGUGCCAAAGUAUUGCUAAAUGAUGGAGCACUUUUAUUUGCCAACAUGCUAGGUAACAUAUGCUUGUGCGGCCAUUGCAGAGCAUCUCACUAGUAUGCCAAUUUUUGCAGCAGCUGGUAACUGCAGGCAGGUUACUCUUUCCUGUUUGAAGAAGGAAUGCCAUUUGUGUUAGUGUUCUGUGUGUUUUGGUAUAAAAAAAAAAAAAAAAACUCACAUCCAUGUCUAGGCACUCAACUUUCAGGGCAGUUUCUAAGGCUGAUCACUUGCGUAAUGCUUGCAUCUGACACUGGGCACUUUGAUCAUGUAUUUUUGACUUAUAUGACAAGUAAUUACUCGUGGAUUUUCGGUUAGGCAGUAAAAGUUUUGUUUAGCAGUGUCUAGUUAGCAUUGACUAACUGGACAUUUUGGGUGUGAUGUGUUUGAAAAGUGCUAUUGACACUAAGAGCCCAAAGUGUGCUGUAUACUGUCCUGUUGUUCUGAAACUGAAAAAGAAAAGGUAAAUGCCAACAGUUGAGUGAUUUCAUUUUCGGUUAAGCUAGAUGGUAGCAUCUGGAAUUCCGAUUCAUGUCAGAGGAGCUCGUGGAACUUGUCCCAUAUUUAGGAGUUCGCUUGUUAACAGGUCGCUUGUUAACAGGUGACCAGAAAGUUUUUUAUUUUUCCCCUUCUUGUUAGAUGUAGUAACAGACACAUUUUUCUCACUUUUGCUUGGAAUAAUUUGUAACUGCAGAUUUCCCAUGACAAAUGUAGUGUAACUGUGAGAAGCACCAUGCCUAAUUUUGUUUUUUCCUGCAAAUCGUCAUGUGGCACGAAUUGUGGUGGUCAAGCUCACACCUCAGUGCUCUAAAAUCCAUAAUGCUUAGUGAUCCAGAAUGUGAAAGCGAUCUGCAUGUUGCAAACAUGAGAGCUGGUCGUUUCUGUGAGCAGUUUUCAUCGCUUAGUGGGAAAUACUAACAUAGCGUGGCAUACUUUAUAUUGCCUGUACAUAGCCAUGUUUGGAAAAGGCAAGGAGGGAGGGAAAUAAAUAUAAUAGGGAAGUUACAUCUAUACAAAUAUAUAUAUAUAUAAAUACGAUGAAUAUUUUUUGUAUGUGAGGGGGAGAAUUAAAACUUCCACUCAACUUCAACUGUGUGAAUGAAGUUGUGAUGUUUGUUACCAGACAGUUUUAGCUCAAUGUUUACAGUCUGCUCUGCUAAGUUGGAAAAAUGCUGCCCAUGUACAGAAUGCUGAUGCUAGUAGAGUGGAAUGUAAUUCUCAUUUUGGCAAGUCUACUGACUAAAUGAACUGGGAGGUGGGUUUGGCACUUUGCUUCAUCAUUUCGCAGCCAAGCCAUGGGCAUGUUGCUCACGUGUCUGUGACCAGCGCUUGUAUAAAAUAUGAAAUCACCGUAGCUCUCCUCACUGGCCGAGUGCAUGAACUGUGAGCAGAAUGUACUGCGAGAGAUGCUGAGAUAAAGCAGUCUUUCCAUUGAUGUUCCAUUCCAGUGAAACUUGUGAUGCCCACCCCAAUCAUCAGUGGGCGUGAUCAGAGGUCACUGCUGAAUGUUGGUUCCCGCUCCUUGUUGCAACUUUGGUGCCAAUUUACAUCUUAAGGAUAUCUUUUGUCAUGUUUCUCAUUUAGUAUGUUUCUUUAUGCCGGUACCUGUGGCUUACAUUGUUGUCAUUUGUCGAAUGGAGCAGGAUGUUCUUCCCAUUCAAACAGAGGCAAUCUCUAAGGAACAUGGCCUGCUUGUCUGGUGCAGAAGGUGCGGUAGAGCCUGUUCAAGUAUGAUAACAGAAAGUUCAGGCACAUUGAUAACCUGCUCUCUUAACAACCUUUCCUCAUCAUCUGCCUACACUAAUAGCAAUUGACUACAGCCUGACCUUAAUAUAACAAAUUAUUGAAUAUAACAAAGUAAAUAUAAAAUUCGGUUGGCUGUGCUUUAUUUCAGUAUAAUAUAAAUGAAACUGAGAAUGCAGGAUUUGAAACAAUACCAAUUACAGCGAAACAAAUAUUUGUUUGCUGAAAGCUCUGAAUACGUGUAUCCUGGUAACAGAGAUGUCAAAUACCAAGCAAGCAGCAACUUGAAAUAUCACAUUCUGGGCAUGCAUGCGUGCUUCGACUAACGCCUUGGCUUGGCUGGCCUAUAGCCGGCAAGCCAAUUUCGUGUGUUCAUAUCGAUUGCACUGUUGUAUAUUAAUGAUGUUGUAAAGCAUGUUAUUAGUAUUGUUCAUGUGCCAUGUAUCAGCACGAGGAGCCGUUGACAGGCCAUAAAAAUUUACAAGAGGUUCUUUUCUGGCCUAGAGGCAUCAUGCUUCCGUUUCUUUCAGUUGAGAUUUCUUUCCCGCCAAUAUCUGCAUGUGCACUUAUUAGCAAUAUUGAUUAUAGAUAUGGUAUUGUCAGAUACAACUUCAUUAUAUUGAGGUUUUUCUUUGUCUUGCAUUAAAGUCACAAAUGACUUCAUAACCAAACAAUACAAGAAUAUGGUGAGCUUUGCUAGCAACUGUUUCUUGAAAGCAAGUAGAAUUAUUAAAGAAUAAUUUUUACAGCUAUGGCCCUUUGUAGCUGCAUUGUAAUGCUACAUUCUUCUGUAGAAAGUAACACAGAGAUUUAAAGAGUGCGGUACUUUAGAUUAGCCCUUGGAGAUUGUCUCUGCAGGAAUGUAAAUCAGAAUAAGGUUUUUGUUUUAAGCCUGUUACCGGUCUAUAAAAAGAUAUUUUGUCUUUCAAUCGAUUGAGAUUGAUUGGGGCUCUCCAGAACAUUCGAUUCUGUUGAAGUUGACAGAAAACUUAAUUACCUUUGAAAUUGAAUAAAAUAUGACCGAAGAUGAAACCACGACUUGCUCUACAAACAGAAAUGUAUUGAAAACAAGUUUUAUGCUACCUCUGUGGAAUACCAAAUAAGUACAGGCUUGGAAGCACAAAAUGUUAUAUCAACAGUGCAAAAUAGGUUUGUCAAUAAGCAGUCACUGCAUUUUUUUUAUAAAACAGUUUUUGUAGCCUGUUUGUCUGAACUGUAGAUUGAUACUCUUGUCACCAUCUGAGAUUUCUAGACAAAAUUGUUAUAUGAGGCCUAUUUUGACUUCAGGCAUAUUUCUUUAGGCACUUUAACCGCAAGAACUUCACUGUUAGUAGAUUGUUUAUGUCUAAGCAUGAAGUUUGAGUUGCAUGUAUGAGGCUAGCAGAUAAAUUAAAUUCAACUGUAGUGGGGCGAAUUGAAAAUUUUAUGGGCUAUUGCAAUUUACAUUUCUAAUUAUCUGAGUUUGAGUUAUUGUAAGUCAUCUAUAUUUUACUUGAGCUUUGGUCACUUAAGCCCGUAAAAAAAAUUUUAUUCCUGCUGUUCACUGCGUGGUUCCUGAAUUGUGCACAAUUGCUUCUUACAGCCUGGCAUUCUGGGUUUAAUGUCACUUUUAUAGAUCGGCAUUUUUAAUCUCUUGAUAAAAUAUGUCGUAAAAUCUUUUGGCUGUAGCGCUUGGUGCCAUUUCACAGCAAGGCUGACUCGACCUCACUUGUGUUGUCUUUAAGAAAAGAAGUAUUUUCCUUCUGGUCUGUGUAGUUGAAAUUUGCUAUGCCACAUUUAAUUAUUGUUUUUAUACCUUUUAGUAAACUUUGUGUAUGUGACAGUUGUUUUUAUACUUCUACCAUGAAUGUACACUCCCUUUUCUUCCUUCUGAGGUGCGGUCCUCUUUAAUAUACAUUUUUAUAUGCUACGGUAUGUGAUAAAUGACUUUGAUCUUUGUAUUUUCACCACAGCUUUGUCAAGCAGUUUGCUUGCACUUUAUAUUCUCAUAACGUGGGUAUAAUAAAUUAACCCAGCAAUAGGUGUCUCAUUGUUUGGAAACCAACUUGAAA
Molecule: messenger RNA, 8912 nt
Organism: Dermacentor andersoni
Lineage: Eukaryota; Metazoa; Arthropoda; Arachnida; Ixodida; Ixodidae
Product: sorting nexin-17-like
Biological process (GO): intracellular protein transport; signal transduction; endocytic recycling
Cellular component (GO): early endosome
Molecular function (GO): phosphatidylinositol binding
Source: RefSeq, a predicted model, not a curated record